Messenger RNA from Linum trigynum, 2326 nucleotides. The record is from the annotation of a GenBank genome assembly. Lineage: Eukaryota; Viridiplantae; Streptophyta; Magnoliopsida; Malpighiales; Linaceae.
CACAACCUUUACCAUCGCUUUGCCCCACUAGGCACGAGUAGCAAUACAUAGAAGAGGAGAAGCCUGCUAGAGCUCGACUAGGAAGAGUUCAUCAUCAAUGCUUUGUAUCAAUAGUGAUUUUGUUCCACUCUCCUUUGUGUUGCUAGUUGAUCUGUUUAUGGAUGUGAUUCAAUGAUGAUUAUGUAUUACAUACUUUCUAUGAAUUAAUGAGAUGCUCGAUUCUUUCUAUGUUAUGGAUCAUUGAUCCUUGUUGUUUUAGAUGCUUUAUUGAAUGCAUGCUUUAAUCAUCUAUUGCUUAUGAUCAUAUGAUCAUACGAUGCUUUGAUUAAUCUGUGUGUGACCAUACUAUGAUGUUACUAUAGUCAUUGUUUAUACUACUAUUAUGGGAAACAAGAAAACUAAUCUUGUGUAGUAGGCUAUCCUUCUUAGGUGCGUAUAGGAGGAUUAGCUACCCUUCUAUGCAUGACUAAGGAAGAUGCUUGAUUCUUGGAUCAUCGGUGCUCUAGGUUAGAGUUAUGGUUCGUAGAAGCCCACAAUUAACGAUAUGUAAUCCUAACUUCCUUGUUCUUCAUUGAUUAGGUGAUGGCAUGAAGCGAAAGCACACAUAAACUAGUCAAAUUUCUAUCAUAAGAGACGCGUGCACUGGUAGAGAGUGGCCUUAGAGGAAGGGAUAGAGAAUCAUAAUAGAUGAUGCAUAGAUGCAUCUUAUGGAGGAGUUUGUAUGAGUGAUUAUCUAGAAGGGAGCUGCCUAAAUAUUACUUUCUUGCUUAUAUCUUUGUUUUGUUUCUUGCAUAGUUGUUUAGAAUUUCAAGUAGAGGGCACCUCAACUCACCUAGGUUUACUUUCUUGCAUUGCAUUUUCGAACUCAAUUGGUUAUGUUUGAGUAGUUAUUAUUGAAAGGCCCUGUGAAUACGACCCUAGGAACUCCUAAAAUUUAUAACUCGCUACUACACGAUCAACAACUUGACAUCACCAUUGUCGUGCCACGAGGUUUUAGAAUUCUACAAUGAUUCCAAAACAUGGAACUGAAAGGACACGUGUAUAGAGUUUGGAGAAUCUGUUGUUACUUCUCUUUCUCUGUCAACCACAACAACCAAGAGGGAAGCCCGGUUCGUGAUGCUUAUCCCUACCUAGCUCUACUAUGCAAUUGAUGGCCUCGACGAGGAAAUUGAGUUUGUCGGGGUCACUCGGGGUCUUGAGAACUCGAUCUUGGUCAAGGAUAAGCUCAAGGAGGCGCUUUUUGGCCACCGAUCAUGAUUGCACCAUAGUAGAGGAGCAACUGAUUUUAGGAAUUGUUGCGGUCGGGAGGACGGAUUUGAUUUUGGGGUAUUUGUUGUGGUUUUGAAAUUAAAGCGGAGUUUGGAGAUGAGGAGUCACAGGGUGAUGGUGAGAUGGAGCGACAAUUGAAACAACGCGGAGGUGGAGGAGGAGUGGAGGACGAGCUAGGUUGAAUGUUUGGGGUAUUAUCAAGGUUGUUAAACCGAGAUCUGACCGGGUGGUCGGAUCGAGCCAGGCCACAACCAGACACAAAAACGGCUCAGCCAGCCAUAUUUUAGCUUUAGCCGGUCAAAACUGGGGAAGCCCGGUCAAAACCAGGAAAAAUUAGGGUCUAGCCGGUUUCACCGGCUUCCGACUACUUACUGAAAUGUCGUCGUUUUGAGCAAAAAAUUGGCUAGGCCUAAGGGCAAUAUGCUAACCCUAGCCGCAAGAAGCUUGAGAGCAGCAGUCAGCGUCGAUCUGCGCCGCGUCUCUGCGAUCAGUUGCUGCGUCUCUCGGUUCUCUCGGUCUCACCCCAACGGCUCUGCGUCUCGCGGUCAUCUUCGUCUUUUGCUAAUCGACGGUCGCUCCGUCAUCAACAACUCCAUCAUCAGCAGCCUCGGGAGUCCGGAGAACUUCGUCUUCCUCCCGCAGCUCCCCUCCGUGAUCCCUCGGUCUUCCUCAGCUCGCCGGCCGUCUUCCGUUGCUCCCAGGAUGUCGUCCAAAGCUGGUCGCCGGUUAGCAAGGUGGGAGAUACUCGUCUUCCAUAGCUCGUCAACCUUCGUCUCUCCUUAUCUCCAACAAGGUCGAUUUCCCUUUAUUCCUCCUUUUGAUUUUGUUUUUGGUGCUUGGAAUAGUGUUUGUGUAAGAAACCCGCUAGAUUGGGGUAAAUUGAGGAAGAUUGAGAAUAUAAUUUAGGGUUAGGGAUAAGAAGUUGAGAGGAAUUAGGGAAGAGAUUGAGAGAUAGAGGUUUAGGGUUUUUAAUAUUAUUCUUGCUUAAUCUGAAAAAUAAUCCAUCCAAGAUUUAUAUAGUGCCUCCCCAAAUACAUAAUGAACCGAAAAAUAAAGG